AUGGGGGGCAUUGUGUUCAGCCCCGACCUGACCGUUCCGGACGCGUUAGUGUUGCGAAACCUGGCCGACGACAUUGAGCGGCACAGGGCACUUAAACGGCGAGCAGACUCGGGCGAUCGCGAUGAGGGAUACGCCAGCACCGGCUCAUCGACGGCCGCUAAGGAUGCUACCCAAGAGGAUUACGGCAUCUCAGCAGAGCGGGAUGCCGAGGACGUCGGCAAGAUGAACGGGCUCAACGACCCGGAGAGCGAGGACUUUGAGCCCACGGUGAUCUCCAUGGUGGACCUACCCGACAUCAAGGCCCGGCUGCCGACGGUGGUGUACGACUACGUGGUGGUGCCGUACAUCGCAUUGGCGCAGAAGGUGGUGCGGCACGAGACAGACGUGGUGAUGUUGACCCACCUUUUGCUGUACCUGGGCACCUCCCUCCCGAGCGCGCUGUUCCUGUUCUACCGCUUUAGCUACCUGCACGCCAUCAUCCACGUGGCUAUGCAAGGCUGGUACAUGGGACCCUACACGCUCAUGAUGCACCAGCACAUCCACAUGCGCGGCAUCCUCUCGCGCGACGGGCCGUGGCUGCUACGCCUAGUCGACGCUGGCUUUCCCUAUGUGACCGACCCCCUGAUGGGCCACACCUGGAACACGUACUUCUACCACCACGUCAAGCACCACCAUGUCGAGGGCAACGGGCCGGACGACCUGUCAUCGACGCUGCGCUACCAGCGCGACGACUGGCGCCACUUCCUGCACUACGUCGGCCGCUUCCUCGUGCUCAUCUGGAUCGACCUGCCGCGGUACUACCUGCGCAAGGGGCAGCCUGGCAAUGCGGUCCGUGCCGGCGGCUGGGAACUGUCCAACUAUGUGGCCAUCUACGCGUGCUGGUGCCUCAACCCGCGCGCUGCCACCUUUACGCUGCUCGUACCGCUGUUUUUCAUGCGCAUUGCCCUGAUGGUCGGUAACUGGGGCCAGCACGCGUUCGUUGAUCGGGACGAGCCGGACUCGGACUUUCGGUCGAGUAUUACCCUGAUCGACGUACCGAGCAACCGCCUCUGCUACAACGACGGCUACCACACCUCGCACCACCUCAACCCCAUGCGCCACUGGCGGCACCACCCGGCCGCCUUCCUGCGUCAAAAAGCGACCUACGCAGCCGAAAAGGCUCUCGUCUUCCACGACAUCGACUACUUCAUGAUGACGAUGCGCUUGCUCCGCCGCGACUAUGCCUAUCUCGCUGCGCGGCUGGUGCCGGUCGGCGCGCAGAUGGAUUUGACCAUGGCACAGCGGGAGGAGUUGUUGAGGGCGCAUACGAAGAGGUUUACGGAGGAGGAGUUGAGGGUUAAGUUUGGGGGGAAGGAUGCUGAGGGGGAGAAGUCGAAGUAA
Molecule: messenger RNA, 1380 nt
Organism: Dichotomopilus funicola
Lineage: Eukaryota; Fungi; Ascomycota; Sordariomycetes; Sordariales; Chaetomiaceae
Product: fatty acid desaturase
Exons: 3
Coding region: 1-1380 (459 amino acids)
Biological process (GO): lipid metabolic process
Source: RefSeq, a predicted model, not a curated record